Molecule: messenger RNA, 1041 nt
Organism: Ilex paraguariensis (yerba mate)
Lineage: Eukaryota; Viridiplantae; Streptophyta; Magnoliopsida; Aquifoliales; Aquifoliaceae
Source: the annotation of a GenBank genome assembly
CUGAAAUUUUGCUCCUUUCUUUUUUCAGAGAACAUCUACAUAGAUAACGGAGAGUGGGUCAUCACUUUCCGCCACUGCACAAUCUCAAGAACCACUGCAAAUUUCUGUCUCUGUGUGUGGUUGUGUGUAUGCGUUGGUCUUUUGUGACUGCUACUUUUCAUGGUAAAGUGGAGGGGAAAAGUUAGUUGGACUCUCCCCUCUAACAUCCCUCCCCACUCCCGUAAUGAUACCGUGUCCAAAAAAACUCAACCGGGUCUCUCUCUCUCCCUCUCAGAGCAGGGCUUGGUCGUCAAAAUCUCAUCUUGUUUGCUUAUAUUUUGAAGAAGUCAGAGUAAUUUCUUCAGAUGGUUUUCACAAUGGAAACAAACUGUAGAAUCAGAAAAGGGAAAUGUGCCCUAUACCUUAGGUAUUCUUUAAAUUGUUGCUGAAGUUUAAGUACAUCACUAUGCCCUUUCUUGCUAGCAGGAGCCCUAUUUAUCUCCAAUUUCCAGUCGGAAUAAAGCAGAUAAGGAUCUUUGGAGUAGAUCCCUUGUUAUGGUUCACGCAUUUGAAGGCAACAGGGUUGACUGUGAAGGAAAGUAGGAAUACCAUGAGGAGCAUCUCCCCUGUCAAGUGCUCCCACAAUCGGUCUGGACAACCUAAUUCCAAUCAUGUUGAAAAGAAUGCAGGAAAGAAAGAACACCAUUUAUGGAAGAAAAGAGAUUCAACUAGCUCUGGGCAGAAGGCACUCAAUCUUGUUCGAAUUGUUUCUGGACUUCCAAAUGAGAAAGAGGCUAUUUAUGGAGCACUGGAUAAAUGGACAGCUUGGGAAACUGAAUUUCCAUUGAUUGCAGCUACCAAGGCUCUACGAAUUUUAAGGAAAAGGAACCAAUGGAUACGAGUAAUUCAAGUAUGGCACAUUCAAAACUCUUUUCAAAUUGUUGAGCUUGUGCAGAGGCCUAUGUGUGAUGACAUGCUACAACUUAUGCAAUUUUUGUUCUUAAGUUGCUUUUUGAACUUGCGCUAGGGGGGGAAGGAUGCCCAAGGUGUUGAAAUUUCUGC